Messenger RNA from Schizosaccharomyces japonicus yFS275, 3961 nucleotides. Its product is annotated as 3-hydroxy-3-methylglutaryl-CoA reductase Hmg1. Gene Ontology annotation, molecular function: oxidoreductase activity, acting on the CH-OH group of donors, NAD or NADP as acceptor; hydroxymethylglutaryl-CoA reductase (NADPH) activity. The transcript has a single exon. Bases 587 to 3769 code for a protein of 1060 amino acids. Gene Ontology annotation, cellular component: nuclear outer membrane-endoplasmic reticulum membrane network; endoplasmic reticulum membrane; nuclear envelope. NCBI's taxonomy places the organism in Eukaryota, Fungi, Ascomycota, Schizosaccharomycetes, Schizosaccharomycetales, Schizosaccharomycetaceae. Gene Ontology annotation, biological process: coenzyme A metabolic process; isopentenyl diphosphate biosynthetic process, mevalonate pathway; isoprenoid biosynthetic process. The record is from RefSeq and is a predicted model, not a curated record.
CUUUGUUUCUUGGUGGUGAAGUUCACAGGGGGGAAGCCACACAUUAUAUACUCUACUUUACGCCUUACCCACUCCUUAACACAGUUGACUCUCCUACCCCUACCUUGUCUCCCUCCUGUUAUUUCGAGGCUGGUGCUUAAUAAAUAGACAGACAUAACCGUCCAUCACCGACAGUUGUGUUAUUUGGUUCUUCUUACGGUAACUGUCUACUUAAUAUCUGUCGGCGUAGGUUUAUUCUGACAGCGUAGUCUUUGCAGGUGCUCCAUCGUCUAUCGCUGGUUUAAUAAGAAAGUUGAGUCACCACACGGAUCUAGGGUGUUGAUUUGGAUUCUCUAGUGCAUUGCAGUCAUUUUGGAUUGGUUGCUGUUUUGCUCGUCUCUGUUUUGUAAAAACGAAACAAGUACUGGCUCUGUAAUUUCGCGUAGGAGCUACAGGACAUCUUCUUCUGUCCGGGAAUCUGUAUUUUAAAUCGCUGGACACCGUCUGCUGUGUUUGGUCUCCCGGAGAAAAUCACUCUCAGUGUGUCUGCUGUAUAUUAUCAGUAUUGAACGAACAACGAAAGUAAUGAGAAUUUGAAGGAAACGAUAUGAAAGAUAAUCCAAAUAUGUUAUAUCGCUGUGCUGCCCGUUACCCUAUCCAGGUAAUCGUCACGGUAUUUAUUCUUGCAGCGUUUUCUUACGUUUCGUUCUUCGACACAAUCACCCGCCAGGAAUUACCGGCUCUGGCACGGACACUAGAGCAAUGGAACCUGUUUGACAGACUCCCGAAAAACAAGGGUGAGCCUGCUCCUUACCUUGUGGCCGAGUCAUCGUUCGACUCUGAAACAGGCGCGCAAAACUGGGAGCUUGUAUUUGAGACGGACAACGAGAACCAGGUCGACUACGGUCUCAUCGAAGUGUUCCGUCCCGCCGGCCAGGAAACGACUUUUUCUAUGGGCUUUUUGGAAACACACGUAAACGCUUCUGCCGAGUCCUUCACCUCUGGCCGUGAUAGCUAUGUCAAGCUUGGUACCUCCAAUAUGUCUUUGCUCAACACAGUCAUGCCCAUAAAGUCGGCACAAAAGGUCGUUGAAGAGACGCCCUCGAUUUCCGACUUGCUUUUGCAACGUCUCCUCCCAGCAAUUCAGAAGCACACCUUCUCCUUGACGUGGACCUUGCGAUUCCUCGGUAACGCUUGGAUGCAUGUCUUUAAACUCGCUAGCCAUGCUUCCACGACCGAGCUUGUUCUUGUGGGUACUGCCUACGUUUGCAUGAUCGUGUCCAUUAUCUCUCUUCUCACAAACAUGCGUCGUCUCGGUUCGCGCAUUUGGCUUUCCGUCAGUGCCUUACUGUGUGUGAUGAUUGCUAUUCAGUUGGCUAUUUCUUGCCAGCAGGUUAUUGGCGGCCAUGUUGAUUUCUACUCCGUUGUCGAGGCUGUUCCAUUCAUUGUUAACGCAAUUGGUUUUGAGAAACCACUGUCUCUUGCUCGUGCUGUCAUACCCGAAUGCUCUAUCAAGUCCACCAAUCCCUUGCACGAGGAAGUUGCUAAGGCCUGCUCCAGGGCUACCAAGCCUUUGUUGCGCCAUUUUGGAGUGAGUAUGCUGGUUUUGGGUGUGUUCUCUUACGUGAAUUUUGGUGUCAAUCAAUUCGCUUUCUUCACUACCGUUCUUGUCAUCGAGAUGUUGCUCAACGUUACGUUUUUCGUCUCUUUCCUCACGCUCAAGCUUGAGCUCCGUCGUUUCAAGGUCAGUUCCAACUUGCACAAGGCUUUGGUCGAGGAGGGCUUUUCUGAGUCUACUGCGACUAGUGUCGUUCGCUCAAGCGAGCAACAAACGAAGAGUAACGUCGAGAAGGGAUUUUCGAUCAAGCGUUGCAUUGCGUCUAUCCGUACGGUUUUGUUGAUCGGCUUUGUUGGCAUCAAUUUGUUCAAGUUGUGUUCUGUGUCUUUCCCCUCUUACAAAAACUUGUCCAACUCCAACCAGUGCAUGCCUUUGUCUACAUACAACCUUGAUGUUACGGUCAAUUUCUUUAAGCAGAACGCUUUCCAAAGCGUUUUAGCUAAGCUUCCCGCUCAGGUGCAUGAACAUGCUACCCGUGUACGUUUUCUUCCUCCCAUCAUCUGUCAAGCACCUCCUCCUGCAACCAAAAGCGAGUCCUAUAGUGUCUUGAAGGACAUUUACCGUUUGUUCACUGGCACGGUUUUGCCAAAGUGGUUCAUGAUUGGUUUCGCUUUCAGUAUCGCUGCUAAUGUGUACUUGCUGAACGUCGCCAGAGUUUACAUUCAAAAGAGUAACAACAGUAACAAGCCGGCCAAAACCAAGGAGAAGAUUGUCGAGGUGGUUAAGCGCAUCCACGUUUCCACGCCUUCGGCCGCACCUCCCGUCACGGAUCCUAAGGAUGUGGUUGUCCGUCCCUUGACGGAGUGUGUUGAGCUGUAUAAGGGCGGAAAGGUCUCCGAGCUGAAUGAUGAGGAGAUUGUUUCACUCGUUCUUGCUAAAAAAAUUCCUCUGUAUGCUUUGGAAAAGGUUCUGAAAGAUUUGGAGCGCGCUGUGUACAUCAGACGCAUUGCCGUUUCUAGAACUUCGUCUACGAAAACGUUGGAAACGUCCGCUAUUCCUGUGUACAAUUUUGAUUACGCUCGAGUCUUGAACGCUUGUUGUGAAAAUGUUAUUGGUUACAUGCCCCUUCCUCUCGGUGUUGCUGGUCCUCUUAUUAUUGAUGGAAAGUCGUACUACAUUCCUCUUGCUACUACGGAGGGUGCUCUUGUCGCUUCUGCCAUGCGUGGUUGCAAGGCUAUCAAUGCUGGCGGCGGUGCUACUACUAUCCUUACUCGCGAUGAGAUGGCUCGUGGUCCUUGCAUUACAUUCCCUACUUUGUCUAGAGCUGGUUUCGCCAAGAUGUGGCUUGACAGUCCUGAAGGACAGGAGGUGGUUAAGAAUGCAUUCAACUCGACGAGUAGAUUUGCCCGGUUGCAGCACCUUAAGACCGCUCUGGCGGGCACUCGUCUUUACGUUCGUUUCUGUACUAGCACUGGUGACGCCAUGGGUAUGAACAUGAUUUCCAAGGGUGUUGAGCAUGCCCUUGCUGUUAUGUGUAAUGAGGCCGGUUUCGAGGAUAUGAAGGUUGUCAGUGUUUCUGGAAAUUAUUGCACGGAUAAAAAGCCGGCUGCUAUUAACUGGAUUGAGGGUCGUGGAAAGAGUGUUGUCGCUGAGGCUAUUGUUCCGGCUAAGGCUGUUGAGUCUAUUUUGAAGACAACUGUCGAUGAUUUGGUGCAACUGAACAUCAACAAGAACUUGAUUGGUAGUGCUAUGGCUGGUUGUGUGGGUGGCUUCAAUGCCCACGCUGCCAACCUUGUCACGGCCAUUUUCCUCGCUACCGGACAGGAUCCUGCUCAGAAUGUGGAAAGUAGCAACUGUAUUACAUUGAUGGACAACGUUAAUGGCAAUCUCCGUAUCAGUGUAUCUAUGCCUUCCAUCGAAGUCGGUACCAUCGGAGGUGGUACUGUGCUUGAGCCACAAGCUGCAAUGUUGGAUCUGUUAGGUGUCCGUGGUCCUCAUCCCACAAAUCCCGGUAGCAAUGCCCGUCAAUUGGCACGGAUUGUUGCUGCUGGCGUUAUGGCUGGUGAGCUUUCUCUUUGCUCUGCACUUGCUAGUGGUCACUUGGUUAAAUCGCACAUUGGUUUAAAUCGUAGUGCCCUGAAUACACCCGUUGCUGGAACUUCUGCGAAUAAACAGCCGCCUGUUGAUUUGCUCUCGGCCAUUAAUCGUGCCAGACAGCCUGCCAAAAACUAAUCUUUGUUCGGUGUGCUGGAGGCUCCAAAAAAAAAAGAAAGAAAAAAGCAUUAGUAUUAUUCCCCUCGGCUCUUAUCCAAGCAGUACCAGCUGUGACUUUCGGCAUCACGCUAGGAACCAUUACACGUAAACUUUGUUAUGGACUAGAAUAUAAUGAAAAUAUCUCUUGACAAAUGUACGUCUUCUCCAUUA